UUGAUUUUCUUGUAGACUGACUGACUGAGACAGGCAAUGUCCCUGCAGAUUCUGGUCGGAAUCUUCUUCGGCGGUCUUGUUCUGCUAUGGCCGGCGACCGUCGCCGGGGAAGACCGGUAUGUGUACCUGAAUUGGACCGUUGAGUAUGGUGUCGUCUCACCGCUCAACGUCAAACAAAGGGGAAUUCUCAUCAACGGCCAGUUUCCAGGCCCGACAGUUAACGUAACAACUAACGACAAUGUAAUAGUGAACUUGGAGAACAAAUUGGACGAGCCUUUGCUCCUCACUUGGAACGGCGUCAAGCAGCGGAAGUCGUCGUGGCAAGACGGCGUCCUCGGAACGAACUGUCCGAUCCCGCCAGGCUCGAAUUGGACAUACCGAAUGCAAAUGAAGGAUCAAAUCGGGACUCACACUUACUUCCCGUCCACGGCGAUGCAUCGAGUCGCCGGAGGCUAUGGCGGAUUCAACAUUCUCGCCAGGUCCGUUAUCCCCGUCCCGUAUCCGAAGCCUUUCGGCGAAUUCACCGUCCUCGUCAGCGAUUGGUGGAACGAGGAUCACAAGGUGGUGCAACGAAUCUUGGACUCGGGCCGGCCUCUACCGAUGCCCAACGGGUUACUGAUUAACGGGAAGGCGAAUGCUACUUUCUUCGACGCCGUUCCGGGGAAGAGGUAUCUGUUCCGAGUGUCGAACAUUGGCAUCACGGCGUCAAUCAAUUUCCGGAUACAGAACCACACGUUGGUUCUUGUGGAGUGCGAAGGAUCGCACCCUCUCCAACGAGCCUACGACUCGUUCGACCUCCAUGUCGGGCAAUCGAGCUCUUUUCUAGUCACCGUAGGCAAAGCUGGGGCAUAUUUUGUCGUUGCCUCCACCCGAUUCACCAAGCCUACACUUACCGUCACCGGAAUUCUCCACAGUCGGGGCUCCGGAGCCACCGGUGCCACCGUGUCCGAAACCGCCGCCGCCACCGCCCCCGGACCACUACCGGCCGGACAAACUUAUCAAAUCCAUUGGUCGAUGAAGCAAGCAAGAUCCAUCAGGUUGAACUUAACGGCGAAUGCCGCGCGGCCGAACCCCCAGGGAACGUUCCACUAUGGCAUGAUUCCGGUUGUAAGAACAAUAGUUCUGCAAAACAAGGCAGCCGCCAUUAACGGCAAGCUUAGAUAUGCCGUGAAUGGCGUCUCUUACAUCAAUCCAGACACCCCAUUGAAGCUGGCAGAUUACUACAACAUCGCCGGUGUCUUCAUAUUAAACUCGAUCCCCGACAAUCCGCCGCCGGCCGGCACCCCUGCCGUGCUUAACACGUCAGUUUUAGGCACUACAUUGCAUGAUUUCGUCGAGAUCGUCUUCCAGAACAACGAAUCCACCGUUCAAUCUUGGCAUAUGGACGGCCACAGUUUCUGGGCCGUCGGGUUUGGGUGCGGCAAGUGGAACUCUACUCUCAGGGAAGAAUACUACAAUUACCACGACGCCGUAGUCCGGCAUACUAUACAGGUGUAUCCUCAUUCGUGGAGUGCAAUAAUGGUGUCAUUGGACAACAAGGGGAUGUGGAAUUUGAGGUCUGGUGUUUGGGGAAGAAGAUAUUUGGGACAGGAAUUGUAUGUGAGAGUGUGGGACGAUCAACAGAGUGUGACCACAGAGUAUGAUAUUCCAGACAAUGCUUUCUUCUGUGGAAAGGCCAAACAUUGAUCAUUUCAAUUUAUGAAUAAAGGUAUUGUUCCAAUUUAUGAAUAAAAAUUCAAGUUUAAACUUGGUUGUAACAAAAUAUUAUACAAUAUUUAUUUUUUAUUAU
Molecule: messenger RNA, 1789 nt
Organism: Andrographis paniculata
Lineage: Eukaryota; Viridiplantae; Streptophyta; Magnoliopsida; Lamiales; Acanthaceae
Product: L-ascorbate oxidase homolog
Exons: 8
Coding region: 37-1686 (549 amino acids)
Molecular function (GO): oxidoreductase activity; copper ion binding
Source: RefSeq, a predicted model, not a curated record